AUGACAAGUACACCUGGUCGAAGUCCAGGUUCUUUUCGUGGUUAUACAAAUGAACAAAAAACUUUACGGUCUAAACUUGAUUUAAUUAUUAAAUGGGGACGUGAUUUAAAAAGUAAUAUUAUGAAACAAUCAUAUGAUUAUAAACGUAAAUUAGAUCGUGAACUUGGUCUUAUUCAUGAUAUAUGUGAUGCAUUAGUAAUAGAUAAUCAAUUAACAAAUGGUGAUGAAGAAAAUCUUCAUGAUGAAAUUCUUGAAGCAUUACGUCGUUCACCAACAUAUACAUCACUUGAACAACAUAUAUUUGAUGAUCAACGACCACGUAUUCAUACAUCAGCUGUACCAUCAUCAUCUCAACAACAAAAUACGGAAGAUGAUAAUAGUCAAAUUAUUGAUGAUAGUGAUGAUGAAAUUAUUGCUUUAAGUGAUGACGAUACUCCAGGACGGCCGAAUAGUUCACCGAAAAAAGUUAUAUGGACUUCAUCAGAUAUUCAAAUAACAAGUGGUAAUUCUCAGUCACAAUCAUUACAUAAUCCUUAUCGUAUUGGUAUUGCUGAUCCAAGUAUACGAUCAAUAUUUUUACCACCACCAAAUUCUCAAACAAUGUCAACAUCAAGUGGAGGAAGUAAACGUUCUCAAGGUUCUAAUCGAAAAAUUUCACCAACAAAACGAACGACUGGAACUAAAUAA
Rotaria sordida is the source of this 687-nucleotide messenger RNA. The record is from the annotation of a GenBank genome assembly. Lineage: Eukaryota; Metazoa; Rotifera; Eurotatoria; Philodinida; Philodinidae.